This is a messenger RNA of Tripterygium wilfordii, 1343 nucleotides long. Its product is annotated as gibberellin 20 oxidase 1-B-like. Gene Ontology annotation, biological process: flower development; response to light stimulus; gibberellin biosynthetic process. The transcript is spliced from 3 exons. Bases 2 to 1138 code for a protein of 378 amino acids. Gene Ontology annotation, molecular function: gibberellin 20-oxidase activity. The record is from RefSeq and is a predicted model, not a curated record. NCBI's taxonomy places the organism in Eukaryota, Viridiplantae, Streptophyta, Magnoliopsida, Celastrales, Celastraceae.
UAUGUCUCUCCUCCUAAUGGACUCAACUAGUACUACUACUACUUCUCUUCUUAAAAAUGGGGUUCCUGUUUUUGACUCCACUUUGUUGCAAAAACAACCCAACUUGCCAAAAGAGUUCUUGUGGCCACACAAAGACUUAGUUAAUCAUCACAACCAAGAAGAGCUACAAGAGCCAUUGGUAGACCUUAAAGGAUUCAUGGAAGGCGAUGAGGCCGCAACGGCUCGUGCCGUGGAACUUGUCAGGGAUGCUUGUUUGAAUCAUGGCUUCUUUCAAGUCAUCAACCAUGGUGUUGAUGAAGAUCUUAUUAAGGCGGCUAGUCGAGAAGUUGAUGCCAUUUUUAGGCUGCCUUUGGAGAAGAAGCUAAGUGUUGGGAGGAAACCAGGAGAUCUUUAUGGAUAUUCUGGUGCCCAUGCAGAGAGAUUUUCUUCUAAGUUGCCAUGGAAAGAGACAUUCUCUUUUGGGUACCAUGAAAAUGAUGAUUCCAAGCUUGUUGUGGUUGAUUACUUCAAAUCCGUCCUAGGACAAGACUUUGAACACUCCGGGAGUGUUUGUCAAAGAUAUUGUGAAUCUAUGAAGGCAUUGUCUCUUGCAAUCUUUGAGCUACUGGGGAUGAGCUUGGGAGUUGAUCGUUUGCACUACAAGAAGUUUUUUGAGGAUAGUUGUUCUAUAAUGAGGUGUAACUACUACCCUCCUUGCAACAAUUCAAGCCUCACCCUUGGGACUGGUCCUCACACAGACCCAACCUCCUUGACCAUACUUCACCAGGACCAGGUUGGCGGCCUUGAAGUCUUUGUCAACAGUAAGUGGCAAGCAGUUAAACCUCUCCCUCAUGCCCUAGUCAUCAACAUUGGUGAUACCUUCAUGGCAUUGAGCAAUGGGACAUACAAGAGUUGUCUGCAUAGGGCAAAGGUGAACAGGGAGAGAGAGAGGAUAUCAUUAGUGUUGUUUGUGUGUCCAAAAGAGGACAAAGUAGUGAGACCCCCUCACGAUCUUGUUUGCAGACAAGGAACAAGAAAGUACCCAGAUUUCACAUGGUCAGAUCUGUUGGAGUUUACUCAAAAACAUCAUAGAGUUGAUGAUGCUGCUACACUCCAAAGAUUCACUCAUUGGUUUCAACCCCAAACCAACAAUUUAUAAAAUCUGACAAAACCUAGCUUCUAUGUACCUCGAUCUCUGCCUUUGCCAUCCAUGCUGCUGCAGCUGCUGCUUUUAUGUGAUUGCUUCCUUCCUUGUCAUGUGUAGCUCUAAUUACUUAUUUGUACAUGCAAAUAAUUUGGAAUGAAAAUCAGAUUCUCGUGGGAGUAUCGUACGUAUAAAUCAAAUUCAAACGAUUCGAAAACCG